AUGAAGAACAUCUCAUCGCAUUACUUCAAUCUCUUGUACUUUGUUCUGUUUACAUUAUCAGUUGCUCGUAUUUCUUGUUUUUCCGAUGGUGACGGCGGAGGUAGCGGUGUUAGAGGUUCUGGUCCGCUCACUGACAGUGAGGCCAUGUACAUCCGGCAACGGCAGCUGCUGUAUUACCUGGAUGAGUUCGGCGACCGUGGGGAGAAUGUAACCGUUGAUCCUUCGUUGGUUUUUGAAAACCCUAGGCUCAGAAAUGCUUACAUUGCUUUACAAGCAUGGAAGCAAGCAAUACUCUCAGAUCCACAAAAUCUGACAUCCGAUUGGGUUGGAUCUGACGUGUGCGGUGGAUACACCGGAGUGUUUUGUGCUCCGGCGCCGGAUAACCGGUCUGAAAGAACAGUCGCCGGAAUCGACCUCAACCACGGCGACAUUGCAGGGUACUUACCGGAGGAACUCGGACUCCUCACUGAUCUUGCUUUGUUCCACAUCAAUUCCAAUCGGUUCUGCGGAACAAUUCCGAAAAAGUUUCAGAAGCUGAAGAUACUCUUCGAGCUUGAUAUCAGCAACAACAGGUUCGCCGGAAAAUUCCCUAAUGUUGUUCUUAAAUUACCGAAAUUAAAGUUUUUGGAUAUCCGGUUUAAUGAAUUUGAAGAUAAUUUUGGUAAUUCGCCGGUGUCGGUUAUUGUUUUGGCAAAUAACAAGUUCCAUGGGUGUCUUCCGGCGAGCAUUGGGAACAUGUCUGAUACGUUGAAUGAGAUUAUAAUGAUGCAUAAUGGGUUGAGAUCGUGUUUGCCGGAUGAAAUUGGGAUGCUGAAUCAGGUAACGGUGUUGGAUGUGAGUUUUAAUCAGUUGAUGGGACCAUUGCCGGAGAGUAUUUCUGGUUUGGUGAGUGUGGAACAGCUUAAUGUGGCUCAUAAUUACUUGUCGGGAAGUAUACCGGAAAGUGUUUGUAGGUUGCCGAGGUUGGAGAACUUUACUUAUUCUGAUAAUUUCUUCACUGGGGAGCCGCCGGUUUGUUUGAAUUUGGAAGUGUUUGAUGAUCGGAGAAAUUGUUUGCCGGCGAGGCCGGCACAGAGGUCGGCUAAUCAGUGUAAGAUGUUUGCGUCGAAGAAGAUACGUUGCAGUGCUUUUCGGUGUUCUCCGUUUGUUCCGGCGCUGCCAUCUCCUCCACCGCCGUCUCCGGUGCCUGUACUUUCGCCACCUGUUGCGACUCCUUCACCACCUGUUGUGACUCCAUCGCCUCCUGUUUAUACCCCACCAUCGCCAUCUCCUCCACCACCGCCGCCACCUUCACCUCCUCCACCUGUUUACUCACCGCCACCACCUCCACCGUCUCCCCCUCCACCAGUUUACUCACCUCCUCCACCUCCACCACCUCCACCUCCACCUUCACCCCCACCGCCAGUUUACUCCCCUCCACCACCUCCACCAUCACCUCCUCCACCAUCACCUCCUCCACCGUCUCCCCCACCACCACCUCCACCAUCACCUCCCCCACCAUCUCCCCCACCACCAUCUCCUCCACCACCUCCUCCACCUUCUCCACCACCACCCUCACCUCCACCACCUCCUCCACCUUCUCCACCACCACCCUCACCUCCACCCCCAUCUCCACCACCGCCCUCACCAUCACCUCCACCUCCACCACCGCCACCACCCCCUCCAUCUCCACCACCACCGUCACCACCUCCUCCAUCACCUCCACCUCCUUCAAUAACUCCGCCUUAUUGUGUAAGACCACCACCACCACCACCACCUCCCGCUGCAUCUCCACCUCCCCCACACUUUUAUUCCCCACCUCCUCCCCUUCCUUACUACUAUAACUCACCACCUCCACCACACCAUUCACCUCCUCCACCACACCAUUCACCUCCACCACCAUCCUAUAUCUACUCUUCACCUCCACCACCGACAUAUCAUUCACCACCUCCACUAGUCCAUUCUCCACCUCCACCAGUCCAUUCUCCACCUCCACCAUUACCCCCUCUCUGUAUAGAACCUCCACCACCACCACCUCCUUGCACAGAAUACUCACCGCCACCACCCUCACCCUCCUCGCCUCCUCCAGUCCACCACAAUUCACCGCCACCAAUCCACCAUCCUUCACCUCCACCAGUAAUAUACGAGAGCCCACCACCUCCAGCUCCAUCAUACGAGGGCCCACUACCUCCUGUAAUUGGAGUCACAUACGCAUCUCCUCCUCCACCACCCUUCUAUUGA
Molecule: messenger RNA, 2220 nt
Organism: Lactuca virosa
Lineage: Eukaryota; Viridiplantae; Streptophyta; Magnoliopsida; Asterales; Asteraceae
Source: the annotation of a GenBank genome assembly